This is a messenger RNA of Penicillium canescens, 465 nucleotides long. Its product is annotated as PaaI family thioesterase. The record is from RefSeq and is a predicted model, not a curated record. Gene Ontology annotation, molecular function: fatty acyl-CoA hydrolase activity. NCBI's taxonomy places the organism in Eukaryota, Fungi, Ascomycota, Eurotiomycetes, Eurotiales, Aspergillaceae. The transcript has a single exon. The coding region runs from base 1 to 465 and encodes 154 amino acids.
AUGAGCAUCUCCGAAUUAGAACAUGUGCGUGGUGUUUGGGGACGAACCAAGAACGACAGUGCCAUCUAUCGACUUCUUCUCUCGGAUGUCCAGAUUGUCAGUGCCGCUCGCGGCCAGAUGCAGGCUCGUCUCGAUCUCACUCCCGAUCAUGUAAACUCCCGGGGUACCAUCCACGGAGCAGUGUCUGCAUCGAUCAUGGAUUGGGCCGGUGGAAUGGCCAUUGCAACUCAUGGAUAUGAGAAGACCGGCGCCAGCGUCGAUAUCCACGUCUCAUAUCUUUCCACUGCCCACGCUGGGGAUACAGUGAACAUCCACGCGGUAGCAGAUCGCGUCGGAAAGUCGAUGGCCUUCACUACCAUCAAGAUCUCUCGAGUUGUCGAUGGUGAACCUGGCCCUCUGGUUGCGACUGGCUCACACACGAAGUUCUUGCCAGUCUCCAAGGAGAAUCGCGAGUCCAAGAAUUGA